Molecule: messenger RNA, 939 nt
Organism: Strongyloides ratti
Lineage: Eukaryota; Metazoa; Nematoda; Chromadorea; Rhabditida; Strongyloididae
Product: Synaptogyrin
Exons: 3
Coding region: 1-939 (312 amino acids)
Cellular component (GO): neuromuscular junction; synaptic vesicle membrane
Source: RefSeq, a predicted model, not a curated record
AUGGAAACUAAUACAAAUGCUUUUCAAGCUUAUGGUUCAAGUAUGGCAACCAGUAACUUUGAUUUUAAAAUAUUUAUUAAAAAAACAACUGUUACUUUAAGAAUAUUGGCUAUUAUAUUAUCAAUAUUUAUAUGGUAUCUUAUUUCAAGUGGUGCAUGGUAUCGUUUAGGAACAGGACAUUUAAUAUGUCUUUAUGAACGUUCCUCAACAACCUGUUCAUUUGGAUCAUUUAUGGGAUCAUGUGCUCUUAUAAUUGCUAUUAUAUUUUUAAUUAUUGAAGCAAAAUAUGAACAAUUUAGUUGUGUUGGAACAAGAAAAAGAAUUGUAUUGGCAGAUUUAAUUACAUCAUUAGCAGCAUCAUUUUUAUUCAUAAUUACAACUUUUACACUUUGGACAAAAUAUUCAUCUUUAGAAUUAGAGGAAAAUUAUAAUGGUCGUUCUGCUAAAUUUGCUGUUCUUUUUUCAUUUUUAUCUGCCAUAGUUUGGGGAGUUAUUGCAUUAUAUGCUUAUCGUCAAUGGCAGGCUAGUGUACAAGAACAAUUUGAUGGUACUCAAUUUCAUGGUGCUCCACAAAGUGACAUCAUAACGACAAGUGAUUAUGGUUAUGGUGGUGAUAGUACUGGAAUUGGUGUAGAAUCAAAUAAAACAAAUAUUAAUAAUAUGUCUUAUCAACAAUCACAACCUGGACAAUUAAAUAAUAUUCCAAAUACACAACAACAAAUUGGAAUGAAUAUGCCUUUCCAACAGCAACAAUCUCAAGGUUAUGGUUUACCAAAUACUCAACCAUCACAACAUGGAUAUGGGCAGAUUCCAUCAAAUCAACAAUAUCAGCCGCAAAUGGUCCCAACACAACCAACGACAUAUGAUAUACCACAACAACAGCAAAUUCAAGGAGGAAUGGGAGGAUAUACCUCAAAUCCUUUCCAAAAUUUACACUAA